This is a messenger RNA of Dentiscutata erythropus, 180 nucleotides long. Lineage: Eukaryota; Fungi; Glomeromycota; Glomeromycetes; Diversisporales; Gigasporaceae. The record is from the annotation of a GenBank genome assembly.
AAGAAGACAAAAAUAAUCUAAAAAAUGAGUACCUAAAAUUACAACAAGAACAACAACAGCUAAGAAAUGAAGGACCUUCGAUAAUAACAGAAUAUAACAAAGAUCCUAUAGAAAUAGGAAUAAACCAAAAAUCAGACUCACCAUAUCUAAGACCAGUAACAAGUAGACCUGGGACACCGA